Molecule: messenger RNA, 657 nt
Organism: Bactrocera oleae (olive fruit fly)
Lineage: Eukaryota; Metazoa; Arthropoda; Insecta; Diptera; Tephritidae
Source: RefSeq, a predicted model, not a curated record
AUGGCAAGCCUAAAUCUACGUACUUCAGCGCAAGCCGCGAUUGUGCGCAUUGGAAAACUGACAGAAGCAGCUACUUACGAUCCGGACAGCAUUGAGUGCGAUGUGAUUCGCGGACAGUUGGAUAAACAUUUCGAGAGGUUCAUGGAGUAUCAUACUGACUUGGUUUCCUCAGCACAAGCCAGUGAAUUGACCACGCAUGACGAAUUCCUGGCUGCAACAGAAUUGCUGUACACACAAAUAUGUAUUCGACUACGCCGGAUAUGUGGCGCAAGUGCAGGUGAUAAUCGUGUAACGAAUCAAUUGGACAUGCGAUUAGAUCCAAUUAAGAUUCCUGUGUUCAAUGGUGAUCCAGCGAAUUGGCUGCCUUUUAAGGAUUUGUUUGAGGCACUGGUUCAUAAUCGUACAGAUCUGGAUUCUAGUUACAAGUUGAGUAAGUUACGCCAACAUGUAAAUGCAGACAGCGUACCAUUGGUUGGCGGAUUAUAUACAGGCGGCUACGAAGACAUGUGGCAGGAAUUGAAACGGCGUUUUGAUAAUCCACGUUUGUUGGUUGAAUCUCACGUGCAGCGUAUCCUGGAUUUGCCCAACCAACCCGUCGAAUCCCAGAAGUGCUUGCUCCGACUAGUAGACACCGUGCAAAAUGUGAUGCGAGCCUAA